This is a messenger RNA of Halteromyces radiatus, 1941 nucleotides long. RefSeq names its product glycosyl hydrolase family 47-domain-containing protein. The record is from RefSeq and is a predicted model, not a curated record. Gene Ontology annotation, molecular function: mannosyl-oligosaccharide 1,2-alpha-mannosidase activity; calcium ion binding. Gene Ontology annotation, cellular component: endoplasmic reticulum; Golgi membrane. The coding region runs from base 9 to 1817 and encodes 602 amino acids. NCBI's taxonomy places the organism in Eukaryota, Fungi, Mucoromycota, Mucoromycetes, Mucorales, Cunninghamellaceae. The transcript has 9 exons. Gene Ontology annotation, biological process: carbohydrate metabolic process; N-glycan processing.
UGCUUGUCAUGUUUAGUCUUAACAAUCGAUUUAUAUCGAAAAGACGACCUCUCAUCUUGAUAUGUAUCUCUUUAUUACUUCUUUUUCAUCUUUGGAAUGUGACUUACGAUGUCAAAGAUCAACAAAAUAUAACCAACAACAAUCCACCGAAACAAUACAAAGCACCUGAUCGUUCUCAUCCGGGUCCUGACUUGGAACAUUUGAUUAUAGAACAUGAUACCAAGGAGAAACAACAUAACAAUACACAAUACUUAUUUCAAUCUCGUUUACCUCAUAUUCAAUUCGACUUUGAACCUGAAUCUCAAGAUUAUAUCACUUUACGACAGCAACGCCAAUCUGAUAUUAAGAAAGCUUUUUUACAUGGAUGGAAUGGUUAUAAAAAAUAUGCUAUGGGUCAUGAUGAAUUGAAACCACUCACCAACAGAACAAAUAAUCCGUUCGGUCAUUGGGGUGCUACUUUGGUUGACUCACUUAGUACGAUGGCUAUCAUGCAAUUGGACAGAGAACUAGAAGAUGCUCUUCCAGAGGUAGAGAAAAUUACUUUUGAAUUGGAAGGAAGUAUCAUUGUUUUUGAAGCUAUUAUUCGUUAUAUGGGUGGUUUACUUAGUGCUUAUGAACUCUCAGGACAAAAACACAAAGUUUUGAUACAAAAGGCUGAACAACUUGGAAAUAUGUUAUCUCCUUCCUUUGAUACACCUACUGGACUUUUUCCUCAUCAAUGGAAUCCUUCAAAUCAUGAUUCUCCUGAUAAAGGUGUUUUGGUUGCUGAUCUUAGUAUGCAUUUGGAAUUAUUCACAUUAUCAUAUCAUACCAAGGAUUGGUCAUUCGCUAAGAAGGCACAAGCGAUUACUAACUUUAUGGAAAAAAUGGAUAAAGAUCAUGGAUUACAUAUAACUGGUUUAUAUCCAACUGGAAUCAAUAUAUAUACUGGUCAUUUCACUGAUCCUGUUUGUCGAUUAGGUGCCAUGGGGGAUAGUUGGUUUGAAUAUUUACUGAAACAACAUUUAUUAGUGGAUGGAUCAAUGCCACAAUAUAGUCGAAUGUAUUUGGAAUCCUUGGAUGCAAUGAAGAAAAACGUAUUUUCUCAGUUACCUGGUCAUGAAAUGAUUUUCGUACCACCUUUUGAUACCUUGUCUAAAACAAAACAUAUUACAAUGGAUCAUUUAUCAUGCUUUGUACCCGGAAUGCUUGCCCUUGGUUCCAAAACAUUCAAUCAACCUGAAGACUUGGUCAUUGCAAAAGGAACUCUAGAAGCCUGUAUGCAUUUGUAUCGCACAUCAAAUACUGGAUUGGGUGCAGAAAUGUGGUCGUUCACUGGCGCAGAACCAUAUAAUCGUGUAACUUAUCAACACACCAUCGACCAACUGGAAAAAUCAAAAUUAUCAUCAGAGAAACAAUCAGCAAAACAAAAUGAUCCUCUCUAUCAAUUACCUCCUCGACCUUCAAGAUUAGAUCAAGUCCAUGUGAUAGAUGGCAAAUAUCACUUACGACCAGAAACGUUGGAAAGUCUGUUUGUUCUUUAUCGUAUUACCGGUGAUCAAAAAUACCAGGAAUAUGGAUGGGAAAUCUUUCAAGCGAUUGAAAAAUACUGUAAAACAUCUAGUGGAUAUGCUGCUGUACAGAACGUGGAUAGAGACAUGUCUGAUGAUCAAGUAGAAUACAAUCAAAUGGACUCGAUGGAAAGUUUCUUGUUUGCCGAAACAUUCAAAUAUCUAUAUCUAUUAUUUAGUCCAACGGAUGUGAUAUCUCUUGAUCAAUACGUAUUCAAUACUGAAGGACAUCCUAUUCGCCGUAGACAUUGGAAACGACAAAAUUGAUUAGACUCUCCUGGUUCUAGUAAAUAUAUUUAUUUUAUUUGUUUAUUUUUAUUUGUUUGCCAUUUCCUUGUAGACGUACCAACUUCCAAAGAUAAUAAAGUUUAUUCUUGAUUCCCUCCCUUUU